CUAGUUGAUUUGUUUUUCUAUACUGCCUAAUUCCCAAGUCGUUCGGUAAUUUGAGUUAUUUCAAGCAUUUUUAGACAUGAAAAACUUUCUAGCAAACUGUGAUUCUUUUAUAAACUCUGGUUCCACCGCUGACAAUAUCCUAGGUGUCUCCGAGAUCACAGAACUCAAUUCGCUAUGGAAAAUGCUGGUGGCAGAAUGUCUGGGAACGCUCUUCCUAGUUGUAAUAGGCUGUGGUUCUUGCAUCGCCCUGAAACAGCCAGCUGAAUACGUCAAUUAUGUCCAAGUGGCGUUAGCAUUUGGUUUAACAGUGGCAACAAUGGCACAGGCAAUUGGACACGUCAGUGGUUGCCACAUCAAUCCAGCUAUAACAGUCAGCUUCUUCGUCACAGGAAACAUCAAACUGCUGCGAGCAAUUUUCUUCAUCGUUGUCCAAUGUGUGGGAGCCAUAGGAGGAUCAGCUUUGUUGAAGUUGAUCACCCCCGAAGAGAAAUCCGGCAAUUUGGGACUGACAGUCGUCAGCGAGAACGUCACCCCAGUGCAGGCCAUGCUGAUCGAAGCCCUCUUGACGUUCCUGCUCGUGUUCCUAGUCCAGAGCGUUUGCGACUCACGCCGAGAAGACAUCCAUGGAUCUGCACCGCUAGCCAUCGGCUUGGCUGUGACAGCCGCCCAUUUGACAGGUAUACAAUACACUGGAUCAAGCAUAAACCCUGCAAGGACUUUCGGACCUGCCGUAAUUGGAAAUUCAUGGGAACAUCAUUGGGUUUAUUGGGUAGGACCAAUCCUUGGUGGGAUCGUAGCUGGCCUUGUAUACAAGCUGUUCUUCAGGGUACGCAAAGAAGAAUCCGAAUCAUAUAAUUUUUAGCUAUAAUAAUGUGAGAUUAGUUUGAGGAUCAAUAUAACUUUCGACUCAUGGGCAAACUACAAAGACUCAACGAGUAUUGUGUUGAUCCAAUGAAAAAAUUACACUUAUACCAAAAUGUCAAUGGAAUCAACUUAUUUGCCCAUCAAUCAAUAUUGUUAUCCACGACUAUUACUGUUUAAUUGAAGUUAUUUCUCUCGACUUCCGAUGAAGUGAUUUUGUUUUUAUGUUGUUCGUGUAUGUGUUGUGUUGAAUAACUAGCUUCAAAUAUUUGUAAUACUUAUAGAAAUAUUAACCCGAAUUGAAGAGGAAAUAUACUUAGUAUUGUUAUCA
Molecule: messenger RNA, 1192 nt
Organism: Phaedon cochleariae (mustard beetle)
Lineage: Eukaryota; Metazoa; Arthropoda; Insecta; Coleoptera; Chrysomelidae
Source: the annotation of a GenBank genome assembly